AUGGGGUCGGAGGCGGCGGCGGCGUUGCUCGGGGCGGUGCGGGCCUGCGGCCAGGACCAGCUGCUCCGCUUCUGGCCCCAGCUGGGCCCCGGCCAGCGCCGGGCCCUGCUCGCCGACCUGGCCACGCUGGGGCCCGCGGGCCUCGGGGAGCACUGCCACAGGGCCCUAAGGGCCUGGGGCCAACGGCGGCACCGGCGGGACCGGCGGCGCCUCCUCCGCGACGCCCUCCAGGACCCCCCGGACCCCGCGGACCGGCCGCUGUCGGCCCGCCUGCGGCCCCUGCCCCCCGACGCCCUGGGCGGCGCCCGCCGACACCCCCCGCACACCCUCCGGCGCUGGGAGCUCGAAGGUUUCCACCAGAUCGCCCAGAACAGAGUGGCCGUUCUGCUGCUGGCGGGGGGACAGGGGACCCGUCUUGGGGUGACGUACCCCAAGGGGAUGUACAGCGUGGGGCUGCCCAGCGGGAAGACCCUCUACCAGCUUCAGGCCGAGAGGAUUCGCCGGGUGGAGGAGCUGGCCGGCCAGAAAUCUGGCAGCAGAUGUACCGUGCCCUGGUACAUCAUGACGAGCGAGUUCACCCUGGGGCCCACGGCCCGGUUCUUCGAGGAGCACGGCUACUUCGGCCUGGACCCGUCCGACGUGGUGAUGUUUGAGCAGAGGAUGCUGCCCGCCGUCACCUUCGACGGCAAGGCCAUCCUGGAGCGGAAGGACAAAAUAGCCAUGGCCCCAGAUGGCAACGGAGGUUUAUAUCGGGCCCUUGAGGACAACAGAAUUCUGGAGGAUAUGGAGCAGCGGGGCAUCCAGUACGUUCACGUUUACUGUGUGGACAACAUCCUCGUCAAAAUGGCCGACCCCGUCUUCAUCGGCUUCUGCGUGCUGAGGGGGGCGGACUGCGGAGCCAAAGUGGUGGAGAAGGCGUAUCCCGCGGAGCCCGUGGGGGUGGUUUGCCAGGUGGACGGGGUCUUCCAGGUGGUGGAGUACAGCGAAAUCGGGCCCGAGACCGUCCAGGCGCGCAACCCCGACGGAAGCCUGGUCUAUAGCGCCGGCAACAUCUGCAACCAUUUCUUCACCCGCAGCUUUCUGGAGACCGUUACUCGGGAAUUUGAGUCCUUGCUGCAGCCGCACGUAGCCGUUAAGAAGGUCCCGUACGUGGAUGAGGAGGGCAACCUGGUGACGCCAGACAAGCCCAACGGGAUAAAGAUGGAGAAAUUUGUGUUCGACGUGUUCCAGUUCGCCAAGAACUUCGUGGCCUUCGAGGUCCUCCGGGAAGAGGAGUUCUCGCCCUUAAAAAACGCCGACACGGCCGACAAAGACAGCCCGACCACCGCCCGCCGGGCCCUGCUCUGGCAGCACUACCGCUGGGCCCUGGAAGCCGGAGGCCGCUUCCCUCGGGGGAGCCCUUCCGGGGUCUCACCGGACCAGGACCCGAUCCCGGGAGCCCAAGAACCACCCGCUAUCUGUGAGAUUUCGCCGCUGGUGUCUUAUUUUGGAGAGGGCUUGGCGACGUACCUGAAGGAUAAAGAGCUCCAGUCGCCGUUCAUACUCGACGAGCACGAGGCGAAGGUAUUAGCCGCGGCUUGAAGGAUUCGAAAGCCUCCUCCUGGAAUUUGGUCGCUCAUGCGCUUAUGAUUUGGCUAGAAAGAACUCAGCCGCGGGGCCUAAUUCCAGAAGAGAUCGUGUCUUUUGGAUAAAUCUGAUCUCAUGGGAUGUUUUUGCAAAGGAAAGUCGACUCUGGGAUGAAAUUCCCGAGUUCCCCCGAUAGUUACGGAUCUUUUAGUGAUUGGACCUCGGAUUAAUCUCAUUAAUUGGAUUAUCUGGGUGUUUCCGUUUUCCGUGCUGGCUCUGUCCUUUACCUCAGCCGAUCAAGGAAGGUCAUCAGCUUCUCCUCAGUGAGCUGCUAGGUGUAGAAACAUAGCAUCCGUUCCUUGACCUUCUAAGCAGUUCUUUUUUGAGGGACCUAUUUUUAAGGAAUGUGGGAAAGGGGAGUUUGGGUUUGGAUUUUUUGUGGGGGGUAAAGGAUUUCAAAGAGGGAAGAGAAAUACCAAUCCCAUCUCUCUUUCGUGAACCCGUGAUGGGGUUCUGGUAGUUUGGCAGCUCCUCAUUUGCUCCCAAGCAUCUCAUCCAGUGUCCCCAGGGACCUCACCUGCUCCCAAUCUUCUGUCCCCAGAAGAUUUUGAAGAUGAUGUUAGUGGGUCCCGAUCUCCCCUUGAAAGGCCAACAGAUCCCCAACUUGCAUUAAUGUUAGGGAGUAGUUCUACCACCUCUGUUGUACGGUACUCUCCCAAGCGCUUAGUACAGUGUCCUGCACACAGUAUGCGCUCCAUAAAGACCCCUAUUCAUCGGUCAGUGGAGGCUUUUCACGCCCCUGGCCGUGGCCUCAGAGAAAUCCCAUUUUCACUCUCGGGAAAGAUCCGGGGAACCGUUCCUUUGGCCAGCCGGACCAGAAGAAGGAAGUAGCCGUGCAAGAUAAAGAGAAUGAGAAAGGGCUAUUUUUCUCCCCAUUUUAGAGUCCUUUGUUCUCCACCCUGAAGCAGAGACCUCGGUGGACGGGGACGGUUUUAAUCUCAUACGGCCUAUCUGUAGUUGAGUUGGCGGUCAAGAAAUGAGACCGGUCCACUUAGAAGGGCAGGGACAUUUGUACAGCCAGUAUUGCCCUGUUGAUGAUGUGAAUCUCUGACCUCUGGUCUCCAUUCCGUAAAAUGAAGGUUCCAUGUACUUAGCCGUGAGCCCUAUGUGGGACAGGGACUGAAACUAACCCGAUUAUCUCGUAGCUCUUCCGGCACUCAGUACCGUGCUUGGAGUAUAUCGGCGCUUACUGGCUAUUGUUUUGUUUUGUUUUGCUGUCUAUCUCCCCCUUCUAGAUUGUGAGCCCGCUGUGGGGCAGGGAUUGUCUCUGUCUGUUGCCGAUUUGUACUUGCAAGCGCUUACUACAGUGCUCUGCACACAGUAAGCGCUCAGUAAAUACGACUGAAUGAGUGAACGAACGUAUAUCACAAAGAUACCUGCCAAAGUGCCUCUGUUUACGUUUUUCUGUAAUGUAGCCAGAUGAACUCUUCUGUGCCUUGUCUUCCUCAUCGGCAAAAUGGGAAUUAAAAUCCUACUCCUUCCAUAGACUGUGAGCCCCACGCGGGACCUGAUGAUUUUGUACUUAGGACAACGCUUAGCGUCGAAUCAGCGCUUAACCAAUACCACGAUGAUUCAAGCCAAA
Tachyglossus aculeatus (Australian echidna) is the source of this 3208-nucleotide messenger RNA. RefSeq names its product UDP-N-acetylglucosamine pyrophosphorylase 1 like 1 (gene UAP1L1). The record is from RefSeq and is a predicted model, not a curated record. Gene Ontology annotation, biological process: UDP-N-acetylglucosamine biosynthetic process. The transcript is spliced from 9 exons. Bases 1 to 1581 code for a protein of 526 amino acids. Gene Ontology annotation, molecular function: UDP-N-acetylglucosamine diphosphorylase activity. NCBI's taxonomy places the organism in Eukaryota, Metazoa, Chordata, Mammalia, Monotremata, Tachyglossidae.